AUGUCAAAUCCGUUCCAAAACAUUGGCCGUAACGCUGCCUGUUUGACCGCUGUAGCUAUCGCAUCAGUGAUAGCGGUCAAAAGUAACGUUAGAAAUAAGAAGGAAGCUAACUAUGCACCACCUGCAAGAGUUACUUCAAAUCAAGGUAAGUUUAAUGAACACUACGAUAAUAUUGCAGAGGUUCGUCCUGGAUUCCCACUACAGGAAGAAGGUGAAAGACGUGAGCGUAAAAGCGUCUACGAAGGUCCUGGUUUAAGCAGAGAAACUAGGAAAAAAGGUGAUAAACUAGGGUUCUUUGACAGAUGGUAA
Molecule: messenger RNA, 309 nt
Organism: Zygosaccharomyces rouxii
Lineage: Eukaryota; Fungi; Ascomycota; Saccharomycetes; Saccharomycetales; Saccharomycetaceae
Gene: COI1
Product: Coi1p
Exons: 2
Coding region: 1-309 (102 amino acids)
Source: RefSeq, a predicted model, not a curated record